AUGGAACCGCAGUUGGGUUUGCAUGAACUGCUGCACGUCUUUUCCUUCUUGGAGGCCCGCGACCUGCUCUGCGCCGCCCAAGUGGACAAGGUCUGGAAUGAGGCUUCAAGGACCAAGGAACUGUGGAGGCAGCUGUGUCUGAGACGCUGGUCCUCCUGUAAAGCCUCCCAGAUGACCCUGGGCACACAGACAUGGAAACAGUACUAUCUCCGCCGAUCUGAGCUCGAGUUCCGAAUGGCAUCUGGGCGGCCAGGGGACUUUACCUGCAGAGCCCUUGCUGGGCACAAAGGAGAGAUAGAUAAUCUGGCCUACGUCUCAACCAACGAGUACCGAUUUGAUGGUCGGGAGAAGUCCGUGGUGUGCACCAUCUCCUCAGAUGGCACCGUGCGUGCCUGGGAUCUGCAUGAGGGCAUGGAGCUGUGGUCGAGCCCUGUACAGUCUACUCCUCUGGUGCAUCUGGUGACCUACCCUCGGCUGCAGCUGGUUGUCACUGUGGAUGAGACAGGGCUGAUCAAAGCAUGGGAAGCAGAGAAUGGGUGUGAGCAAGCCGCCUUCUUGCUGCCCAUGUAUUCAUCUACAUUGGAGGCCUGUGACAUUCCAGAGGGCCCCCUCUUGCUGGCCACCUGUGCUGAAGGGGCAGUCUACACACUCACGGUGCCCUGGCUGCAGCUGCUCUCCAGAGUCAGCGUGUUUCCCAGCAACCCCACCAGUCUCCUCUGCUCACCUGACCGGCAGUGGGUGUUCGUGUCAACCCCGAACUCAGACUUGAGCCCGGAGGUGUUCUACACUCAGUCCUUGCUGUGCCAGUCGGAAGAAGAGACUCCUACCUCUGCCACUCUCCCCAUCUGGCUGACAUCCAGAGCCUGCUGGGCCCCCGACGAGGCAGCCAGGCUGAUGGUGAUGCACAGAAAUGACAACGGCAUGCAGUUGGUCAUCACCACCUAUGAGCUAGGGACCAAGAAGUCCAGGGAUAGAGCGGACAUUCUCGCACAACAGAUUGCGAGCUUCCUGCUGCCAGACACCAUGAUGCCUCCUCACCUCAUGAAGAGCCACGGCUCCCAGGUGAUCCUGCUGGUGUCCGGCUCGGAGCUGGUGCUCUUCACCAUUCACGGCCUGCAGCUGGUGGCCUUUCAGGACCACCAGAGGCCCAUCACGUCCAUGUGGGUGGACCAGACUCGAGUCAUCACCUCUUCUUUCGACCUCUCCCUGCGAGUCUACAUGUGGAACAAGGAAAAUAAAUUUCCCGUCCUCAAGAGCUGCUAUCAUUUGCUGGGUGGGUCUCACAGAUGCGCCAGUGGAUUUACUCACGUGGAGAGUGACGGUAUGACCAUUGUAGGCGUGGAAACCAGAAACAUCGGAACUAGUAUUCUGAGGUCAUAUUACUUCCAAGUGCAGUGUGGCUAA
Molecule: messenger RNA, 1404 nt
Organism: Rangifer tarandus platyrhynchus (Svalbard reindeer)
Lineage: Eukaryota; Metazoa; Chordata; Mammalia; Artiodactyla; Cervidae
Source: the annotation of a GenBank genome assembly